Messenger RNA from Toxorhynchites rutilus septentrionalis, 892 nucleotides. Its product is annotated as histone H2B-like. Bases 1 to 477 code for a protein of 158 amino acids. The record is from RefSeq and is a predicted model, not a curated record. Gene Ontology annotation, molecular function: DNA binding; structural constituent of chromatin; protein heterodimerization activity. Gene Ontology annotation, cellular component: nucleosome. The transcript has a single exon. NCBI's taxonomy places the organism in Eukaryota, Metazoa, Arthropoda, Insecta, Diptera, Culicidae.
AUGGGCUUACGUGAUGCAAAAGAUGGGUAUAAAAGCUCAAUUUGGCUUCGUUUCAGCUACCAGUCUGUUUUCAACCUCACGAUACUAAGCAUCAUCAGCAUGGCGCCGAAAGGAAGUGAAAAAUCGAACAAGAGAUCUAGCGGAAAGGCCCAGAUAAGCAUUUCCAAAAGUGACAAGAAGAAGAGGAAGCCUCGCCGGAAGGAAAGCUAUGCCAUCUACAUCUACAAGGUGAUGAAGCAGGUCCAUCCGGAUACGGGAAUAUCGUCCAAGGCUAUGAGCAUCAUGAAUAGUUUUGUGAACGAUGUCUUCGAGCGCAUCGCCAACGAGGCAUCUCGCCUGUCGCAGUACAACAAGCGAUCGACGAUCACUUCCCGGGAAAUCCAGACCGCCGUUCGUUUGCUGCUGCCGGGGGAACUGGCCAAACAUGCCGUCUCAGAGGGAACGAAAGCCGUCACCAAAUACACCAGCACUAAGUAAAAUACAAGCUCAUCGGCAUAUCACUCUCGGCGGAAAACAAAAGGCCCUUUUCAGGGCCGCAAUUUGAUUGGAAAAGAGUUGAAAAAUAGUUUUCGUUUUACAACUGUUCGUGAUUACUAUAAAUUACACUUUCCAGCGAUAUUCAUCUUCAAUAGCACAUUGUUUUAUAGAACAUUGAAUAUUGUCAUUGUCAUAUUGUCAUCAACAGUAGAGGCUUUGUGUCAAUCAAUCUUUUCAUAUGAGCUUCAUCAAUACACCAAACAAUGAAUCUAAGAAGGUUGAUAUAGAAUUUAAAAAUUUCACAAUCUGGAUUUCAUAUUAGGCGUUCCGAAGCGUUUGUAAAAUACUCUUUGAACAUGCAGGAUAUUUGUUCUCUAUAUAUACAUGAUCAACAUUCCCAAUGCAUUCAUAUAUG